GAAUCAUAGACCGCGUUCCAGUAGUCCGUCCUAUGUCCUUUCCUAACCACGUUUCCUUGACUACACUGGAAAACGGCAUGAGGUGUGCAUGGUGCCCUGCAUUGGACUGGUGUCCCAUUUGGGAUGAAUUCUCCCACCUUGUGCCCAUUAUUGCCAAGGUUGGCUCCGGAUCCACCAUUGCCCUGACCAGGAUAAGAUUUAUCCCUGCCUUUGUUAGCAGCACAAUGGAAGCCCAGCCCAACCCAUUGGUGCUGAGUUGGGGCUUUUGGCUCGGCCCUUUGCCAGGGGAGACUUUAAAAGGAUGGUAAUGCAUGCCAGGUUUCACUCUCUCAUCAGGACAUCCUGAGCUUAGUUGAAGCGAGACAAGAUGAAUCAUCAUUGUACCAAGUUUUCUGGCCACUGGAAGAUUAUUGUGUAUGAUGAGGAGUGCUUCCAAGGUCGCCAUCAUGAGUUCACCUCUGAGUGUUGGAAUGUUAUGGAUUUUGGCUUUGAGAGUGUCCGCUCUCUGAGGAUAGAAAGUGGAGCGUGGGUGGGCUACGAGCACCCGUCUUUUCAGGGCCAGCAGUUUGUGCUUGAACGUGGUGAGUAUCCUCAGUGUGAUGCCUUUGGAGGAAGCAACGCUUACCAUAUUGAGAGGAUGACCUCCUUCAGGCCAAUCUCUUGCAUUAACCACAGGGAGAGCAGGAUGACAAUCUAUGAGAGGGAGAACUACCUGGGCCGCAAGGGGGAGCUAAAUGAUGACUACCCCUCAUUGCAGGCAAUGGGCUGGUGCCAUAAUGAAGUAGGCUCCAUGCGCAUCCACUCUGGAGCGUUUGUGUGUUACCAGUACCCUGGCUACCGUGGAUAUCAGUACAUCAUGGAGUGUGAUCGCCAUGCAGGCGAGUACAAACAUUUCAGGGAGUUUGGGUCCCACUGUCAGACUCCUCAGAUCCAGUCUAUCCGCCGCAUCCAACAGUAACUUGACCAUUCUCUGUCAACU
Neoarius graeffei (lesser salmon catfish) is the source of this 979-nucleotide messenger RNA. It is a transcript of the gene cryba4, whose product is annotated as crystallin, beta A4. Lineage: Eukaryota; Metazoa; Chordata; Actinopteri; Siluriformes; Ariidae. Bases 368 to 958 code for a protein of 196 amino acids. The transcript has 8 exons. Gene Ontology annotation, molecular function: structural constituent of eye lens. The record is from RefSeq and is a predicted model, not a curated record. Gene Ontology annotation, biological process: visual perception; lens development in camera-type eye.